AUGUCUGAAUCUCAUUCUAUUGUGGGUAAGGUUGUCGAAUGCGGCUCGGCAGCCAUCUCACACUUUUUGGCACUUUCGCUGGCACAGCAGGUGUCUAUUGUGGUAGCUACCCCAUUCAUUUACAAUUUAGUAUGGCAAUUACUUUACUCUUUCAGAAGUGAUAGACCUCCUAUGGUUUUUCACUGGAUUCCAUGGUUUGGUAGUGCAAUUCCCUAUGGUACCAGACCAUACGAGUUCUUUGCAGAAUGUCAGGCUAAAUAUGGUGACAUUUUCUCGUUCGUUUUGCUGGGCAAAGUUAUGACCGUUUAUUUGGGUACCAAGGGCCACGAGUUUGUGUUUAAUGCUAAGCUAGCUGAUGUCUCUGCUGAGGCAGCAUACACACAUUUGACCACUCCUGUGUUUGGUAAAGGUGUUAUUUAUGAUUGUCCAAAUAGCCGUUUGAUGGAGCAGAAGAAGUUCUGUAAAGGGGCUCUAUCGAAGGAGGCUUUCCAAAGUUAUGUGCCAUUGAUGGUCGAAGAAGUUUACAAGUAUUUCAGAACUUCUCCUAAUUUCAACAUGAACGAAAAGAGCUCUGGAAAGAUUGACGUUAUGGUUACUCAACCAGAGAUGACUAUCUUUACUGCUUCUAGAACUUUGUUGGGUAAGGAGAUGAGAGAUAAAUUGGAUACUGGAUUUGCAUACUUAUUUGGUGAUUUGGAUAAAGGUUUCAUUCCAGUCAACUUUGUUUUCCCAAACUUGCCUUUGGCUGUUAAUAAGAAGAGAGAUGAGGCCCAGAGAACUAUUUCCUCCACUUACAUCUCUUUGAUCGAAGAAAGACGUAAGAACAACGAUAUUCAGGACAGAGAUUUGAUCGAUUCGCUAAUGAAGAACUCUACUUAUAAGGAUGGUGUCAAGAUGACUGAUCAGGAAAUUGCUAACUUGUUGAUUGGUGUUUUGAUGGGUGGCCAGCAUACAUCCGCUGCUACUUCUGCUUGGGCUUUGCUACAUUUGGCUGAGAGACCGGAUGUUCAACAAGAGCUAUACGAUGAACAAAUGCGCGUUCUGGACAACGGUAAGAAGGAAGUGACUUACGACUUGUUGCAACAAAUGCCUAAAUUGAAUCAAAUGAUCAAAGAGACUUUGAGAUUACAUCAUCCAUUACAUUCUUUAUUCCGUAAAGUUAUGAGAGACAUUCAAGUUCCAAACACAUCUUACGUUGUUCCAAAGAACUAUCACGUUCUUGUUUCCCCAGGUUACUGUCAUUUGCAAGACAAAUACUUCCCUAAUGCUCAUACGUUUGAUCUACAUCGUUGGGAUGAUGAUCCAGCUUCUUCCUCUUCCGGUGGUGAACAAGUUGACUAUGGUUUUGGUGCUAUUUCCAAGGGUGUUUCUUCUCCAUAUUUGCCAUUCGGUGGUGGUAGACAUAGAUGUAUUGGUGAACAUUUUGCAUUCUUGCAACUGGGUGUUUUGAUGUCUAUCUUCAUUAGAACCAUCAAAUGGCGCUUCCCUGAGGGCAAGACAGUCCCACAACCUGAUUUCCAAAGUAUGGUUACUUUGCCAAUCGGUCCAGCUGAAGUCGUUUGGGGAAAGAGAAACCCUGAGCAAAAGAUUUAA
This is a messenger RNA of Torulaspora delbrueckii, 1593 nucleotides long. RefSeq names its product sterol 14-demethylase (gene ERG11). The coding region runs from base 1 to 1593 and encodes 530 amino acids. Gene Ontology annotation, molecular function: iron ion binding; monooxygenase activity; oxidoreductase activity, acting on paired donors, with incorporation or reduction of molecular oxygen. The transcript has a single exon. NCBI's taxonomy places the organism in Eukaryota, Fungi, Ascomycota, Saccharomycetes, Saccharomycetales, Saccharomycetaceae. The record is from RefSeq and is a predicted model, not a curated record. Gene Ontology annotation, biological process: ergosterol biosynthetic process.